Messenger RNA from Vanrija pseudolonga, 2919 nucleotides. Its product is annotated as Beta-galactosidase. The record is from RefSeq and is a predicted model, not a curated record. NCBI's taxonomy places the organism in Eukaryota, Fungi, Basidiomycota, Tremellomycetes, Trichosporonales, Trichosporonaceae. Gene Ontology annotation, molecular function: carbohydrate binding; beta-galactosidase activity. Gene Ontology annotation, biological process: lactose catabolic process. The transcript has 2 exons. Gene Ontology annotation, cellular component: beta-galactosidase complex. Bases 1 to 2919 code for a protein of 972 amino acids.
AUGGAGGUAAUCUACAGCCCGGGCGAACACGAAGAUCCAAGGCCAGGCCGCGAGGGCCUCCCACCCCGCGCAUGGGUCGACCGGACCGACGCACAGCAGCUGAGCCUGAAUGGCGACUGGCGCUUCAGGCUGUCUCCUACGGCUGCUGUUCCAGGCGGCGAUGAGUUUGCCAAGGUCGACUUUGACGACGGCGCCAAGCAGUGGAGCGACCUGCCUGUGCCGAGUCACUGGGUCCUGCAUGGGCAUGGCAACCCCGCGUAUGUCAACAUCCCGUAUCCGUUCCCAGUCGACCCGCCGUUUGUCCCGACCGAGAACCCCACAGGCGACUAUCGGUAUGCGUUUGACCUGCCCAAGGACUGGAGCCUGGGUGAUGGCAAGACUGUCCUUCGCUUCGACGGCGUGGAUUCGUGGUGCAAAGUCUGGGUCAACGGGACGCUCCUCGGCACGUCGAGCGGCAGCCGCGUCCCUGUCGAGUUUGAUGCGUCGGCAGCUUUGCUAGCGGGCAGCAAUGUCCUCGCAGUUCGUGUGCAUCAGUGGUCGGCGGGCAGCUACCUCGAAGACCAAGACCAGUGGUGGAUGCCUGGCAUCUUUCGCGAUGUCACCCUCCUGCAUCGGCCUGAAGGGUCUGUCGUCGACCACUUUGUGCACGUCGAGUAUGAUCACAAGACUGGCGGUGCGACUCUCAAGGUGGAUGCGAAGCCGUCGGGGCGGGUCGUUAUUCCGGAGCUCGGCAUCGAUGCGCCGACGGGCGAGCUGCUGCACCUAGCCCACGUCGAGCCAUGGACGGCGGAAACACCGCGCCUGUACACCGGUCACCUCGUCACGGCCGGCGAGCGUGUGCCAUUGCACGUCGGCUUCCGCACCGUCGCAGUCGAGGACGGCGUAAUCAAAGUCAACGGCAAACGCAUCCUGUUCCGUGGCGUCAACCGACACGAGUUCCACCCCGACACUGGAAGAGCAGUCACGCGCGAGACAAUGCUGCAAGACGUCUUGUUGAUGAAGCGGCACAACAUGAAUGCGGUUCGAACCAGCCACUACCCGCCCCACCCGCACUUCCUCGACCUAUGCGACGAGUAUGGCCUGUGGGUGAUUGACGAGAACGACUAUGAGACGCAUGGCUUCGAGCAGCUCGACUGGGCGGGCAAUCCGUCAUCGACCCCCCUGUGGAAGGACGCGCUGCUCGACCGUGUCGGCCGCAUGGUGGAGCGUGACAAGAACCACCCGUCCAUUAUCAUCUGGUCGCUGGGCAACGAGGCUGGGCCCGGCGAGAAUAUCGGCCACAUGGCCAGCUGGAUCCGACAGCGCGACUCGUCACGCCUGAUUCACUACGAGGGCGACAAGACGUGCAAGUACGUCGACAUGUACUCGCGCAUGUAUGUCACCCACGCCGAGGUGGAUGCGCUCGGACGGAGGGAGGAGGACCCUCUCGACGACCCCGAGCUGGACAAGAAACGGCGCGCGAUGCCGUUCAUCCUGUGCGAGUACAUCCACGCCAUGGGGAAUGGGCCCGGCGGGCAGGCAGAGUACCAGCGCCUCUUUGAAAAGUAUCCCCGCUGCCAGGGAGGCUUCGUCUGGGAGUGGAUCGAUCACUGCUUUAUCAAGCCGACCACCGACGGGCGCAAGUACUGGGCCUACGGUGGCGACUUUGGAGAAGAGAUUCACGACGGCAACUUUAUUGUCGAUGGGCUGCUGUUCCCCGACCGGACGCCGAGCCCCGGGUUGAUCGAGUACAAGAAGGUGAUCGAGCCUGUUGCCAUCACACGGGCGGAUAGCCGGCGCGUGUCGAUUCACAACAACCGCGACUUUGCAAGCCUCGACGACUUGGCGUUCACGUACCGGCUCGAGCGAGAUGGGCGAGGCGUGGCUGGGGGACCUUUGGCGGUUCCAUCUGUCGCUGCUGGCCAUACCGUGACUGUUCCACUGCCCGACGUGGCCCUCUCACACAGCGGUGAGCGGAUCUGGACCAUCACGGCGGUGCUGGCUGCGGACACCAAGUGGGCCAAAGCAGGGCACGAGAUCGCAUGGGGCCAGUUCCCCGCAGCGGAGACGUCUCCACCAGUCGUUGCAACAUCGUCGUCCGCACCAGUCUUUGACAGCGCCACCGGCGUCGUUACCCUCGGCCCAGCCCAGUUUAGCACCACUACUGGCCAGCUGACCCGCCUUGGACGCCUUCCCGUGACCAGCCUGCAGCUCGACAUUUGGCGCGCGACGACAGACAACGACCGCGGCCAGGAGUACUUUGAGGGCAUUUGCUGGGCCGACGUGUGGCGCGAGGCCAACCUUGACAAGGUCAAGCACCGUGUCAAACGCGUCGGUAUUCAAGGCAAUGCCUUUGUUGUCGAGACGCGUGCGGCGGCGGGGUCAUGGAAUCGCGGCCUGGUCACGACGUACACCUGGACGGCGGAGGGCGGCGGGGUGCGCCUCACUGUCAAGGUGGUGCCGGACGGCGACUGGGGUGACAUGAUCUUGCCCCGGCUUGGUGUGCGUGUCGGUCUGCCAGCGUCGCUCAGCCGCGCGUCGUGGUACGGCUAUGGACCAGGCGAGGCGUACCCCGACACGCGUAGCGGGGUCAAGCUCGGCCAGUACGGCCUGUCCAUCGACGACCUCCAGACGCCGUAUGUCUUCCCGCAGGAGAAUGGUAGCCGCAUCGACGUGCGGUGGGCCGAUUUCGCCGGGUCUGAGGGCGGGCUCCGCGUUGAAGGGGUACCGCACUUUGCAUUCACGGCCCGCCGGUGGACAACAGAGCAGCUUCAGGCUGCUCGCCAUACCACAGACCUCGUGCCCGGCGACAAUGUGUGGCUCAACAUUGAUCACGCCGUCAACGGCAUCGGCACCGCGUCGUGUGGUGAAGGAGUGCUGCCAGAGUACAAGCUCCGUGUCUCCGAGACCGAGUUUAGCGUCUUGCUCCGUCCAACGUAG